GAAAAUAAUUUUCUUUUUCUUGGUGACUCUCUUGACAGCCAAGCAGCGAGCAGAGGGAAAUUAACUACCGUGAGUUUGCACCAAAUCUUUCCGCCUUUAACCUCCUUUGCAUUACGCUUCGAAUUGAACAUCCGAAUCCGAAGUUAUUAACUUUCAUGAGGCCCAUACAGCUUCCGGAGCCGCCCGGUCCCAAACUGCGCACGCCGGAAAUCUUCGAAGGCGGUGUGUACGGCGUCGUUAGGCGGGCCGUCGUGAUUGGCAACGGCUCCCCGGGUUCGGAGAAUCAGAGCAUCGGCUUGGUUUGCGCUCUCGGCCUCGCUGAUAAGCAUGUCUUAUAUCGGGUUACAAGGCCGAAAGGAGGAUUGAAUGAGUGGCUUCACUGGCUCCCAGUUUCUCUUCACAAAAAUUUAUAUUACAUUGUAAGACAGAUCUGUAUUUUAUUAAAGUAUCGGGGGCAGAAUGUUUUGCCUCAACCUGCAGAAAAUGGUGGCAGUGUGGGGUUGAAAUGUGUUUUAGAAGCUGAUGUCCAGCAGAUUGUGACAAUGGUUCGUCAGAAUUUUGAAAAGGAUGGACCUAUGUUGGUGGUAGCUUCUGGAAGGGAUACCAUUUCUGUUGCAAGUUCUAUUAAACAACUUGCAUCUGACAAUGUAUUUGUUGUUCAGAUACUACAUCCCAGGUUGCAUCUAAAUAGAUUUGACUUGGUGAUUACCCCUAAGCAUGAUUACUAUCCUUUGACACGUGAAGCACAAAAGCAGGUUCCUCAUUUUAUUCAUAGGUGGAUAACUCCACGUGAACCUCCUGACAGUCAUGUGGUUCUCACUGUUGGAGCUUUACAUCAAGUUGAUGCUGGUGCACUUCGUAAUGCAGCUAGUGCAUGGCGUGAUGAGUUUGCACCUUUGCUGAAACCCUUACUUGUUGUGAACAUUGGUGGCCCUACAGGCAAUUGUCGUUAUGGUGUGGACCUUGCAAAGCAAUUGACAACCAACCUGCUCAGUGUUCUUCCUAGCUGUGGGAGUAUCAGAAUAUGUUUCUCUAAUAAGACUCCUGAAAAGGUAUCUAAUGUUAUAGCGAAAGGGCUUGGCGGUAAUCCAAAAGUUUAUAUCUGGGAUGGCCAAGAGCCAAACCCACACAUGGGCCAUCUAGCCUGGGCCGAUGCAUUUGUUGUCACUGCAGAUUCUGUCAGUAUGAUAAGCGAGGUUUGCAGCACUGGGAAGCCUGUCUAUAUUAUGGGAGCUGAGCGAUGUACUUGGAAGUUCUCAGAGUUCCAUAAAUCACUUAAGGAUCGAGGAGUAGUUCGGCCAUUCACAGGUUCUGAGAAUAUUUCAGAGAGCUGGAGUUACCCUCCGCUCAAUGAAACCGCAGAAGCAGCCAGUCAAGUGCAUAAGGCACUUGCAGAGCGUGGAUGGAGAUUGCGACCAUAGCAAGUGAGUUGAUAACCAUUGUUACUUGUAGACACACUCAAAUGUUAUGUUGAAAGACACCCAUUGCAAGUUAAGCUUUUUGUGAUAGCACGUUUAGGAAUGACAGCUAGGCUGUUGUAGCUCUUAUCUUUGAUUCUUCCCCUUCCGGGGGGUCUUGAGAUAGAAUAAAGGCUUUCUCUAAUUCUGCGGCUUGUAAAUUACGAAGAGGGGCGAGCGUUUCUUUUGUCUAAAAGCGGGAUGGUUCUUGUUCGAAAAAUAAUUCAUUUGUAAUUUAAAGUGGUUUUCUAGAUUC
Messenger RNA from Pyrus x bretschneideri (Chinese white pear), 1713 nucleotides. Its product is annotated as mitochondrial fission protein ELM1. Lineage: Eukaryota; Viridiplantae; Streptophyta; Magnoliopsida; Rosales; Rosaceae. The record is from RefSeq and is a predicted model, not a curated record. Gene Ontology annotation, biological process: mitochondrial fission. Gene Ontology annotation, cellular component: mitochondrial outer membrane. The coding region runs from base 156 to 1421 and encodes 421 amino acids. The transcript has 10 exons.